CGUAGUGGCUGCUCCCCAUUCAUGCCCCCUUAGUACUAGAGUCUUGCGGCUUCGCUCACGCGCCCUGGGCGUAAGAAUUCUUUCGCCGGUCCCGGAGGUGGACUUGCGCUCAAAAGGGGCGACCGUCGCCACGGUGGCGGCCACUGCAUCGCGUCCUACCUCCGCGGCCCUGGGCGCCGUGGUGUCGGUGGGCCCCGAGCCUAUGACGGGCCAGGGCCAUUCGGCGUCCGGGUCGUCGGGGUGGAGCACGGUAUUCCGCCACGUCCGGUAUGAGAACCUAGUAGCGGGCGUGAGCGGCGGCGUCUUAUCCAACCUUGCGCUGCACCCGCUCGACCUCGUGAAGAUCCGCUUCGCCGUGAGCGAUGGAUUGGAACUGAGACCAAAAUAUAAUGGAAUUUUACAUUGCUUGACUACUAUUUGGAAACUUGAUGGACUACGAGGACUUUAUCAAGGAGUAACCCCAAAUGUGUGGGGUGCAGGUUUAUCCUGGGGACUCUACUUUUUCUUUUACAAUGCCAUCAAGUCAUAUAAGACAGAAGGAAGAGCUGAACGGUUAGAGGCAACAGAAUACCUUGUCUCAGCUGCUGAAGCUGGAGCCAUGACCCUCUGCAUCACAAACCCAUUAUGGGUAACAAAAACUCGCCUUAUGUUACAGUAUGAUGCUGUUAUUAACGCCCCACAACGACAGUAUAAAGGAAUGUUUGAUACACUUGUGAAAAUAUAUAAGUAUGAAGGUGUGCGGGGAUUAUAUAAGGGAUUUGUUCCUGGGCUGUUUGGAACAUCACACGGUGCCCUUCAGUUUAUGGCAUAUGAAUUGCUGAAGUUGAAGUACAACCAGCAUAUCAAUAGAUUACCAGAAGCCCAGUUGAGCACAGUAGAAUAUAUAUCUGUUGCAGCACUAUCCAAAAUAUUUGCUGUCGCAGCAACAUACCCAUAUCAAGUUGUAAGAGCUCGUCUUCAGGAUCAACACAUGUUUUACAGUGGUGUAAUAGAUGUAAUCACAAAGACAUGGAGGAAAGAAGGCAUCGGUGGAUUUUACAAGGGAAUUGCUCCUAAUUUGAUUAGAGUGACUCCAGCCUGCUGUAUUACCUUUGUGGUAUAUGAAAACGUCUCACAUUUUUUACUUGACCUUAGAGAAAAGAGAAAGUAAGCUAAAAGAGGACAAUUCCAGUAUAUCUGCCCAAGGCAGCAACAAGCUCUUUUGUGUUUAAGGCAUAAAAGAAGAAUUCUGCAUAGAAACGUGGCUCAUAUUCGAAAUUGGUCUAUAGUCAUCAGAAGUCAGAGAACUGCUAAGUCUUCCGCAAUGUAUUUCUGCUUUUUGCCUUCCCCAUAUGUAUGGAACUUGGGUACCUCUGCCUGAAAUGGCUGCCAUCCACACAGUGCUAAAACUGACAUGAAGUAUAGAGUUUCACAGAUUUCUGCCUUUUAUUGGUGGAAGCUGAUUCACAACAUUUGCUAAAUGGAUUAGAUGAAUGUACUUCUUUUUGUGAACUUAAUUGCCUAGAUUGCUUUAAAGUUAACCUUUGUGCAAUACCAAGGAAAUGGCUCCUUAAAAGAAUGUCUUUGUAUGUCUCAAGGUGAAUUAAGGAUUUAUUGAAUAAGGUGUUGACCAAAUCCAGACCAUUUUAGAAUUGGGAAAUUUUAGUGAGAAAAAAUCCACUGUAAAUAUGCUUUAGUUUUAAUUCAGUUGGGAUGCACUACCUAGUGAAAAUGGAGAAACUAUAUACUUCUCAGAGAAAUAUCUGACAUCUGUUGUCAUCCCAUUGCUAUUUUUUUUUCCCCAGAGACUUCCAUAAUUUAAAAUAAAAUUCUAGAUUAAUUUCUUGUUUUUUGGCAUAAAUACUUAAUCUAUUGUAAAUUUAUAAAGUCUGAGCUUCUAGGAUCCAGCUGUGUCAACCUUUAUUUAGCAUAUAUAGUUAUAAAUCACUUAUUACAGAUGCUAAAUCACCUUUUACAGAUGCUGAAAUGUUUGGGAUGUGUUUGUCGACAAAGUGAAUGGAAAGGAGAAACUUUAUACUUUAGUUUUCAGAUAUAUGGAUCUAGAUCCCAAAUGAAUGAUUAAUUUUCAUUGGUUUCUCAAAUUCAGGUUGAAAUACAAAUUAAUAGCCUUUAUUGAUUUUUACUUUUAUGAGUCAUUGUAGACAUCUAUAAAUAUAAAAGGGCCUUGUUCCCAAAGGAUGCCAGAAUACUAGUAUUUUUAUUUAUCAUAAACAUCCACGAGUGCUGUUGCACUACCAUCUAUUCGUUGUAAAUAAAACAGUAUUGUUUUCAAAGCCAUCUUUAAGUAGUUCUUUAAAAAUAGGUCUAUUUUUUUAUAUUUUGGAAGUGGCAUUGUUUUUAAAGUAAAGAGAAAAUGAUAAGUACCUAGUUGUAUUUACUGUAAUAUCUUGUAACAUGCAGAUGAAUGCUUUAUCAGUUAAAUGUGAUGUAUUUUUUCAUACUUCUGGAUUAUACUAUAAUUCAUAUGAAAUCUUGGUAUUGGUCCCCAUAUGGAAAAAAUGAACUGCAAUUGAUAUUUGGUGUUUAAGACAGCACUAUUAUUUAAAAACCUCCUAUAUACUCCCAAAUGAAUAAAACAUAAUUCUUGUCCUCUGAGAGCAUA
Rhinopithecus roxellana (golden snub-nosed monkey) is the source of this 2602-nucleotide messenger RNA. RefSeq names its product solute carrier family 25 member 32 (gene SLC25A32). Gene Ontology annotation, molecular function: FAD transmembrane transporter activity; folic acid transmembrane transporter activity. Gene Ontology annotation, cellular component: mitochondrion; mitochondrial membrane. Gene Ontology annotation, biological process: folate import into mitochondrion; nucleotide transport; mitochondrial transport. The record is from RefSeq and is a predicted model, not a curated record. The coding region runs from base 203 to 1150 and encodes 315 amino acids. The transcript is spliced from 7 exons. NCBI's taxonomy places the organism in Eukaryota, Metazoa, Chordata, Mammalia, Primates, Cercopithecidae.